Molecule: messenger RNA, 2009 nt
Organism: Calliphora vicina (urban bluebottle blowfly)
Lineage: Eukaryota; Metazoa; Arthropoda; Insecta; Diptera; Calliphoridae
Gene: Doc2
Product: Dorsocross2
Exons: 5
Coding region: 41-1837 (598 amino acids)
Biological process (GO): positive regulation of DNA-templated transcription; regulation of transcription by RNA polymerase II; cell fate specification
Cellular component (GO): nucleus
Molecular function (GO): RNA polymerase II cis-regulatory region sequence-specific DNA binding; DNA-binding transcription factor activity, RNA polymerase II-specific
Source: RefSeq, a predicted model, not a curated record
AAACAACUGCCACCUGUCAACUACUAAACCGUUGUUCAAAAUGAUUACCAUGAAUGAAUUGGUGGAUUUGCGUAUGCAGCAGCAUAUUGCUCAUGAAAUCUAUCGGCAACAGAUCAUGCAAAGAAUACCGGAUCCAUUUCCAUCUAUGCUGCCCAUGUCCAUGCCCCGACAUGUUAUAAUGCCACCACGAGUUACACUGCCCGGCGUUGAUGUAACACUACAAAAUGAUGAUCUAUGGAAGCAAUUCCAUCAAAUUGGAACGGAAAUGAUUAUAACAAAAAGUGGAAGACGCAUGUUUCCAUCCAUGAGACUGUCAUUGUCUGGCCUUGAAGAGGAAAGUAACUAUUGUAUAUUGCUGGAAAUGGUACCAAUUGGCGAUUGUCGUUAUAAAUUCUCUGGCUCACAGUGGGUACCAGCUGGUGGCGCUGAACCUCAAUCACCGCAACGCAUGUGUUUGCAUCCUGAUAGUCCGGCAACGGGUGCUCACUGGCAGGCCCAGCCGAUAUUGUUUAAUAAAGUGAAGCUAACAAAUAAUACGCUGGAUAAUAAUGGUCAUAUCGUUUUGGCGAGCAUGCACAAAUAUCAACCACGAAUACAUGUGAUACGUACCUCUGAUUUGGCUCAAAUACCGUGGGCGCCUCAGCAAGCAUUUGUUUUUCCUGAAACUGAAUUUGUAGCUGUUACAGCAUAUCAGAAUGAUCGUAUUACUAAACUAAAGAUUGAUAACAAUCCUUUUGCCAAAGGGUUUCGUGAAACUGGUCAAUCUCGUUGUAAACGCAAAAUGUCUUCAUCACCUACUGCCGAGGAUCAGCCUCAUCAUCAGCAGCAGCAACAACAACAACAACAUCAUCAUGAUAUCAUGUCUCCAACAAAAUCACUGACUACUACCGCAAUCAGUGAGUCGGGAUCAUCAAUUUGUUCGGAUAAACCAAUGACGGCAUACUUUAAUGAUCAUCAUCAUCAUCAGCAGCAUCAUGCUCAACAUCACAGCCUAGUGGAUGUGUUAGUAGAUGCAACAUCACCAUCAACAAUAACAUCGCCACAAAUUAAACGUUUACGUUCGAAUGGUUCGGCUUGUUCUUUAGAUGCGGUUAGCCAAACAAAUGAAACCAGUUCGGGAGGCAACAUGUCGUCAUUGGAUUAUGCUAACACUGCCAGCAACAUAUUUCAACAACAACAGCAUCAGCAGCAACCAAUUGCUUCUAGUGGUAAUGCAACAUCCGUUGCUUUCAUGCAUCAUUUCCAGCAAAACAUGCAAUCGUUGCUACGACCUUCACUGGUCGAUAUAGCCUGUUCGUAUUUUGCCCGUCCCCAACCGCUCUAUCCCCAACAUGUUUAUGCUGUGGCAGCACAACAUGAAGCAUUAGUUGCGGCCGGUUUGCCACUGCAACAAUUGCAAGCACCGCCAUCAUCGUCAUCAUCAUUACCACUACCACCUCAUAAUCUCAGCGAAUUGCCGCAACAGUGUUUGUCUCUGGAAACAAGCAACAGUGGUGCAACAACAGUUGGUGAUGUUAGCAGUGCAAGUGUUGGCAGUGUUAGCUGUAGAGGUGAAUUGCCAAAUCGUGUUAUUGCCAUUAACUCAAAUACCACCUUAGACUGCAUAACAAACGAUGCCGAUCUUUCUUCAUCCGAUUCAUCAUUAAUACAAGACGAUACUGCAACACCGGUUACAACACCAACAAUGUCUGCUACUUGUAAUUCAAACGAUGAUGCAUUAUCCCCAUCCCCAUCAUGCAACAACACCAGCAACCGCAGAAGUGCCAGCAAUGGCCACAAUACCAACCAUAAAAAGAAAGGUUUUAGCAUCUCGGCCAUUUUAGGUGGUGGCAGUUAGUUAAAGAAUUAAUGUCCAUUUAGUUAGAUAGUUAGUUUGCUAGUUAGUCUAUCGUCUAACUAUUGUAUCUGCCAAUGUACAAUGUAAUUAUAGCCUUUUAGUGGAAAUAAAUAGUUUGUAAUCAUUGUAUACUCAUUUAUUUAAUUAAAAAGUUAUAUAUUUUAUUUUUUAU